AUGCCAUUAACAGAUGGUGUUAUGAAUUUUCAACUUGGACCAAAUUCAACAUUAAUGAUCAGGAAUCCAGUUCAUGGAGGAAAGUUUGGUCAGUUCAAUGUGACAUGCACAGAUAAUAUUACAAAUGCGACUUUCCAUGUUUAUCUUACUAAAGAACCAAGAUUAUUAUCAAAUAAUACACUGAUAUCGGUAAUUGAAAACACCGUAGUUCUACUGAACGUUGAUUGUUCGGCUGAAGGAUACCCAAAACCCAGUACAUGGUGGAAAAUUGGUAAAAAUGUCCUGACCAAAAUGAACGGUACUAUUAAGUCUCAGUCAUUAAAGCACCAUGAUGAUAACGUGGGAUUCUCGGGGACAUACCGUGUUCUAAGCAAUGGAAGUUUAAGUAUUCAUGGAUCGUUCAAGAAGGCUCCAUCUGGUCGGGAUUAUUACACUUGUAUUGCAAGAAAUACAAUCGGAAAUCGUAGCCAAAGCUAUUCUAUUGAAAUUGAAAAAUUGGAGACCUAUUCAUUCGAAACAAUAUUGCCGCCAGAACAGCUCGUUAAUUUGGGCAAAAGAGUGCGUGAUAAGGUCGAAAGUGUAUUUAAUCAGGGAAAACUCUAUCAUUCAUUUAACAUCACUUCUAUUGAUCCGUCAACUGGUAAGGUGAAAUUUGAUCUAACGUGGAAAGAGAGGGUUCUGGAUAAUACUUAUGGUAGGCCAAGGGACAUUACAAAACUAGCCGAUGAUGUUCACAGGGCUUUGGUAAAUGGAAAACUUGGCCCCAAGAAACUUAUAGUCUAUGGACCACCAGCACCGCCUACACGCCUUACUGACAUAGACACGGAACAAGAUAGCGUCACUAUUGGUUGGGAACAUCCUAAGUACUUUGAGAUCGACUAUUAUCAUAUUCAAAUUUGGCAGGCGUCAAGCCAUACGUGGCAAAACACCAGUAAAGUUCGCGGUACAAAAACGAGAGCCACUAUUGGUGGUUUGGAAUCAGAUACAUUUUAUAAUGUAUCAAUGUACAGUGAAAAUAAAUACGGUGUUAGUCAGAAAAAAUCUAACGUUAUUGAAGUGAAAACAAUGAAAGAAAAUAAUAAGGGUUCGGAUAGUGUGAUAAUUGUAGCCAUCGUUAUUCUAAUAAUCGUGGCCGCUUUGGUAGUUCUACUUGGAUCUUUUUACUACUUUCGACGGAGACGAUCUUUUUCUCAAGGGGAUGGAGCUAAUCUUUCACUUUCAAACCCGUACGAGCGAUCGAUUCCGGGCGUUUCGCCUCAAGAGAUUUACAUCGAAAAUGAAAAGUUAUUUUGUCCGAGCGGGCAAUUUGGAAUUGGGGAAAAGCAAGAAUAUUUCUCAUGGAAGGAAGUAUCACGUGAUGCUUUACUAAUGGGAGAUAUUUUGGGUCAGGGGGAGUUUGGCCUGGUCAUGAAAGCGGUGCUGACAAGCGAAAAGUCUAGUGACAUGACAGUUGCUGUUAAGAGUGUCAAAGACAUUGCUACUGAUUCUGAUCGCAAAGAACUUUUCAAGGAAUUAAGAUUAAUGGCCAAUGUUGGCGAUCAUCCGAAUAUUGUUAAUUUAGUUGGAGCUUGUUCAAGAGGAGGGCGAUUAUUAUUGAUUGUGGAAUAUUGUGAGCACGGAAGUUUGUUGGACUUUCUUAAAAGUCAUCGACAAGACGUAGCUGAGAAUGGAACGUUUCUGACUUCAUUAGACCAGUUGACAAGAUUGAGAUUUGCAUACGAUGUCUCGAAAGGAAUGGCCUAUCUCGAGACCAAGAAGAUUGUCCAUCGCGAUUUGGCGGCAAGAAACGUUCUCUUGGGAAAGCAUAAAGUUGCCAAGGUGUCUGACUUUGGUUUGUCGCGUGAUAUAUACGAAACUGGGUUGUAUCAGAAAACGACAUCGGGUAGACUACCGGCAAGGUGGAUGGCAAUCGAGUCGUUGCAAGACGCAAAGUAUACUUCAAAGAGCGAUACAUGGUCGUUUGGUGUUUUAAUGUGGGAAAUUGAGACAGGAGGAAUGGUGCCGUAUGCUGGCGUGGAAUCCCAAGAAUUAAUAUUAUACUUAUUGCGUGGUAGCCGUUUAUCUAAACCGUCUGAAACUUCACCUAAAGUAUUUGAAAUAAUGAAAUCAUGUUGGCAAACCAAUGCAGAUUCCAGACCGGAUUUUAAAGACUUGGUUUUCGCAUUAGAAAAAAAAGUCGAGGAUGGCUCGAACUAUGUACCAGUAGUUAUUGAUGAUGGCAUGAAAGAUUGCGAAAAGCAAGAUAAUUCCUAUGUCAACUGGCAACCUGGUCUCGUAUAGAUCAAGGAAUGGAAGUAGCAAAUAACUAUAGGAAACUAUAUAUAACUAUACACUGGUAAAAAUAUUGAAUCACGCUGGUCCAAAUUAACUAAAUUUCUCCAACUCGUGUAGGCUUAUAUCGUCAGGGGGCAACCUACAUAAAAUUGAGAGCAGUCCGUAAAAUGAAAAGCUUUUAAUUUUUAUUGCUAAGACCGCUGGAAAACUGAGCCCACUGUACUGGGAGAAAAUGACAACGAAUUGCAGUGUAUUUUGGUUUAGAAAUCCUGGGAGUAGAAAUAAAAGGAGAGUUGACUUGACUGUAAGCUUAACUGGGCCCGGCUGAUUUCUUUUGUACGCCGUUGCUAUUGUGAUUAUGUAAAAAUGAAUAUAAACCCCCAAUUAAGCGAUCUAGCGACGGCCUGACCUCAUGUACUACACAGCGGCUUGUAGCUACGAUACUUUUCUGAGGCUGCCUAGCUAGACAAGCGCAAUAAUUGAGUCAGUACAAAACAAUACAUGCUAGAAACGUCUGCGUAUGCGUCAGUAACCAAUG
Messenger RNA from Dendronephthya gigantea, 2812 nucleotides. Its product is annotated as angiopoietin-1 receptor-like. The transcript has 16 exons. The record is from RefSeq and is a predicted model, not a curated record. Gene Ontology annotation, cellular component: signaling receptor complex. The coding region runs from base 1 to 2280 and encodes 759 amino acids. Gene Ontology annotation, molecular function: protein binding; ATP binding; transmembrane receptor protein tyrosine kinase activity. Lineage: Eukaryota; Metazoa; Cnidaria; Anthozoa; Malacalcyonacea; Nephtheidae. Gene Ontology annotation, biological process: cell surface receptor protein tyrosine kinase signaling pathway; positive regulation of kinase activity; multicellular organism development.